AUGGGCUUCCGAGCUUCCCUAACCUUCACUAUUGGCGUGUUAACUCUAACAUGCAGAGCACAGAGUCCGAUCCCCGAGGAUCAAGAUCCGUGCCUAGAUCCUGGGGUCCUUGCCUCGAAAUGGUUUGACGACAACAUGAUCCGGCCAAACUAUGUUCCAGCAACGACGGAAGAAAAGCCUAUUAUUGCUCAGAGAAUCUUCGACCAGCCCCAGACUUCAGAGACUGGCAAGUCUUAUGUGACUAGUCUGGAGCAGACCAGCGUGCUCUACAUGACGGGAGUCAUUGUAGACUUACUGCAGGCUGAUGUGCAAAAGACUGGAGCACCUGAAGACUUGCCACGGUCCCUCGGAACAGGUUAUAAUAGUGCCAUUCUUGUCAUGACUGACUUUGAGAAGGGCGAAAGCUCAACACUACGGUUCUCUGGUCGCAUCGAAACCCACAAUGGCGCAAUCAACCUGUAUGCAACUGGAGCUGGGACGACGGUCACCCUGGAGGCACCCCAACUGUACAGUAGCGGUCCGGGAGCCAUUGGUCUUUUUGCCAUCCGGGGUGCCAAUUUGGAUGUCACCAAUCUCCGCCAUUGCUCGGGUGGCUACCGAUCACCUACCCUCGCGGGCCUCAACAUCAACAGCCGUGGGGGCGUCGCCCACACUACCAACCCGGGGUCGCCAUUGAUUUACUCACUAGGGCGGACCAUGUCAUCCAAUCUGACCGGUUGGGCCGACGCGUCCCCUGCCAUAAUCAUGGAGGGGCCUCAGUAUGUACAUCUAAACGGUUCAACCAUCACUUCGGGAACCAUCAGUGGUUUCCUGUUCUUCGAUUGGUCCAUCACGGCUCAACAUGAUGCCGGCACGUUGGAGGCGACGUCCCUCAAUCUGACGGUCCGCGAGGGCCCGGCCUUUUACCUGGCAACAUUUUCCGCCGAGAUCAUUCUAAUGAAUGCAAGGAUAUACAAUCCUUCAGGAAUUCUGCUUCUGGCGGAUACGAACACAGCAUCCCGGGACCUUGAGAGGGUCGAGCCGCAGCUUUGGAGCGGGAGUCCAAUCUCUUCCAACUCUUCCCUGACGCUGAUGGGCUCGGAAGGCAUCUCCGGAGAUAUCGUCACCCGGGGUGGUUGUACCGUCUCUGUCAAUCUUCUGGCCAACAGCACGUGGCAGGGCUCCGCCAAUGCAUCUCUCAUUAAUAAUCGUGGGGGCUUGACAGUGCAGAUUGACGAUACAAGCACCUGGAUCGUAGCAAAGAACUCGUUCGUCCGAGGUCUGUCAGUCGUUGGUGGGGAUCUUGGACGCCUCAAGGACCAGGGGUACACGGUUGCGUAUGAUCAGAAAGCCGCAGAGAGCUCCUGGCUCCAAGGCCGGACGUACACUUUGCAGAACGGAGGAAAGCUUCAGCCGUGGAAUUGA
Molecule: messenger RNA, 1404 nt
Organism: Colletotrichum paranaense
Lineage: Eukaryota; Fungi; Ascomycota; Sordariomycetes; Glomerellales; Glomerellaceae
Exons: 3
Coding region: 1-1404 (467 amino acids)
Source: RefSeq, a predicted model, not a curated record